Funneliformis geosporum is the source of this 1101-nucleotide messenger RNA. Lineage: Eukaryota; Fungi; Glomeromycota; Glomeromycetes; Glomerales; Glomeraceae. The record is from the annotation of a GenBank genome assembly.
AUGACUUAUGAAGGGUUUAAAGAUGAAAUAGUAUUUGACUUAAAAAAAAUUAGGGAUGAAGGAAAAAUUAACUCAACCGAAGUUGAAUUGAUUGCAAAGGAACUUUUGGAUAAUGGAGACAAUAAAGACCAUAGUUAUCUAGGAGAGCAAAGAACAGUAAUUGAAUACUCUUCUUAUGGUUCUAAAUUAAAAAAUGGAGUUGGUUACUGCUUUGGGGUUUUCUAUGACAAAGAUGAUAAAGAAGCUAAGCGAGAAAGAAAAGAAAGUAUCGAAAGGCAAAUCGAAAUCAAAAAUUCCCUAGACUUCUAUCAGCAAGCACCAUUUUUAACCAUUGCCAAGGAUUUAUUAAAGUUGAUUAAAGAGGAUAAAAUUGAAAGGUUAAUAUUCUUAACUGCUUAUGAUGAAAGAAAGUUUCCUAAUGGAGACAAGAGAAAGAUAGAGAUAUUUCAUAAUACUUUUGCUGAAUUUGCUAAACUUCAUAAAAUCGAAUGUGAUACUAAACCUUAUGAGGGAAUUCACGGAGCAGAACUUUCUAAUGUUAAAAUUAAACUGAUUGAAUUACAAUUAAUCCCUUUCGACAGUGAAACCCAGCAAGGGACAAAAAAUGCCUCUGAUUUUGAUAUCUUUAUUGAUGAUAAUCCUAAUAUUUGCGAGAGUUUAAUAGAAGCGAUGGAGGAGGAAAGGUUAGAAUGGAAAGACCAUGCUGAUGAAUGUUAUGGUUGUUCUGACUGCCAUGACCCCGAAACAAUGAAUAUAACUAUCAUCGCUCCUUACUAUCCAGCAGUAGAAAAUCAGCAUCAUAAAGAAGUAACAUUGGUUAAAAAUGAAGUUAGUGAUUUGAAGAAAGAGGAUUUUUCUGUUGGUGAAGAAGAACAGGACGCGCCUAAACUUUUGAAAUGCGACAAGUGUAAAUCUGAUGAUACUGGUUGGUUUUUAGAAAACUGUGAAGACUGUUGCGGAACUCCUUAUGGUCAAGAAUGUUGUCCUCAAUAUCCCAAUGUUAAAUUUAGGAAUAUUUCUGAUAGCGAGUUGAUAGCUGAAAUUAAAAAACGAAUGAAAAAAACACUUGACAAUUUAAAAGCGGGCAAUGAAGAUGAUAAA